This is a messenger RNA of Leptopilina heterotoma, 3295 nucleotides long. RefSeq lists its product as uncharacterized. The record is from RefSeq and is a predicted model, not a curated record. The transcript has a single exon. Lineage: Eukaryota; Metazoa; Arthropoda; Insecta; Hymenoptera; Figitidae. Gene Ontology annotation, molecular function: nucleic acid binding. The coding region runs from base 8 to 3295 and encodes 1095 amino acids.
AUGUAGAAUGCCUGGUAAACGACGAAGAGCGGCGGAUUCGGACAAAGAGGUGCCUGUGAAGCUAAGGAGAAUUAAUUCGUUGCUGCUUAAUGAAUGUGCAAUUCUUGUUCAAUCGACUGAGGAUGCUUCAACCUUACUCGAAUUACUGAGAAACGAUAUCGACAGGACUCAAUUUGUAAAUAGAUGGAUGUCCAUAUGUGACUCGAAUAUUCAAACGUUAAGGAGUGUACUGGAUGACCUUUAUUGCUCGUCGGAUAAGCAGAGAUGUUUGAAUCUAAUUCAACAGUUUAUUUGUCUUCGAGACAAAUUUGAAGUUUACUUGAAGCGAGGUACUGAAGUUGCUGAACCUGCAGUUCCAGCAGUACAAUUGGAUGGAUUAACGGACCGUGUGCGAUGGGCUAACUGUGAAAAUGCCUUUAAGUGUCGAAUUCAAACGAGUAUUAUCGUCAACCUAGUCCACAUAGAUGUCAGUGCUUUUUUGGACGACGCGAGAAUAUUGUUUGCGGAAUACAUUGCAACUGUAUUGGAGAAGCAUGGUCCACUGAAAGUAUACGCUGUUCUUGGUGCUAAAUUCCGGAAAGUCGUCAACGAUGAGGAAAAAGUUGAAUCGAAGUACUUUAAUGUGAAGAGUGAAAUAAUAUUCCCGACAACAAAAUUAAGUGUUUGGUACUGUAAAAAUGUCAAGGAGCCAAUUUUGAAGCAAGUGGAGGAGUUUACAGAGAAGGAAUCACAGUGGACAUUGCAUUCGAUUAUGAAAUUGGAAAUUAACGUAAAUAAAUAUAAUCCAGUACGUGUUGGAUCCUAUAUUGAUUUACCACAUCAAAUAAAAAUAAAGAAGGCUUGUGUCAAUGUACAAAAUUCUGACAAGAUGUGCUUCAAGUGGUCAGUAUUAUCGGCUUUGCACCCAAGAAAUCAUCACUCAGAUCGAGUUUCGAGUUACUAUGAGUUUCAAAAUGAAUUAAACUUUACUGGAAUCGACUUCCCCGUCAAUUUAAAGGACAUUGUAAAAUUCGAGAAGCAAAAUGACAUCUCUAUCAAUCUAUACGGACUUCGCUUAGUGAACAAAAAUUUCAUCACUGUUCCAUUACACUUGACUUCAAACAAAAAAGCGAGACACAUUAAUUUAUUAAGAGUUGAAAGUCACUACGAGAACGAGGCUGAUAGUGAUGAUGACGAUGUUCCUGAUGUUACCAUUCCUGCUGCAUCUGAUGAUAUCAUAUCACCAAAAUAUCACUAUGUACGGAUUAAGAACUUAUCGAGGCUUGUAAAUUAUCAGCUAUCUAUGGAUGGACAUAAAAAACAUAUUUGUGACCGAUGUCUGCAUUAUUUUGUCACCGAGGAGAGGUUAACCCGACAUGAGCAGGAAUGCAAAACUUUAAACGAGUGUAAAAUCAACCUUCCAAAACCUGGGCAGAAUUUCAUUCAGUUUAAAAAUUUUAAAAACAAGGAGAAAGUUCCAUUUGUAGUGUACGCCGACUGUGAGUGUCUGCUGAAUCCUGCUGAAGCUGAAGAAACAACUAGCAAUACUGAAGUGAUUCAACAUCAUGAAGUGUUCAGUAUUGGUUAUUACGUGAAGUGCAGCUAUGAUGACACGUUAUCCGGAUACCAUUCCUGUCCAGAGGGAGCAGAUGCAGCCAAGUGGUUUGCCCAGGAGUUGAAGCAGUUGGCUGAAAAAGUAGACGAUAUCUUCAAAAAACCGAUUCCAAUGAUCCCGUUGACGCAUGACGAGAUUGAAGCUUUCGUGGAUGCUUCAAUCUGUCACAUUUGUGAAGGGCAGUUUUCACCGCUGGAGAAGAAAGUUCGAGACCACUGCCACCUAACAGGUAAAUAUCGAGGCCCAGCGCACGAAAAAUGUAAUUUAAAUUAUCAAGAUUCGAGAGUAGUGCCUGUUGUUUUUCACAAUUUGAGUGGGUAUGAUGCUCAUUUUAUAAUUCAAGACAUUUGCCUAGAAUUUGAAGGAAAGAUUGAUCUUUUACCAUUGAACAAAGAAAAAUACAUUUCUUUCACUAAGCAUGUUAAAGAAACGGAAAUCAAAUUUCGAUUUAUUGACUCUUUCAAAUUCAUGGCUUCGUCUUUGAAAAAAUUGGCAUCAUACCUCUCUGAAUAUAAAAUUGUCAAUCAAGAAUUUUCUAACUUCAUGGAUGAAGAAAUCGAAUUUCUUACACGAAAAGGGGUUUUACCUUACGAAUACUUAGAUUCUCGAGAUAAAUUGAAAGAAACAAAUUUACCGACUAAAAAGCAAUUUUAUAGUACACUUAAUGACAGUACGGUAUCUGACGAAGAUUAUGAGCAUGCCCAACGUGUUUGGUCUACUUUCAAUUGCUCUAAUCUCAGUGAAUAUGUUGAUUUGUACAUGAAGACGGAUGUGUUGCUAUUGGCAGACAUCUUUGAAAAUUUUCGUGAUCAGUGGUUACAAGCUUAUCGACUUGAUCCUGCACAUUAUUAUACGACACCGGGUUUAACGUGGGACGCGAUGUUGAAAUAUACCAACAUGAAGUUAGAAUUGCUAACCGACAUUGACAAGCUAAUGUUUUUCGAGCGAGGUGUGAGAGGGGGCAUUAGUCAAUGUAGCAAUCGCUAUGCUUGUGCGAAUAAUCCUUUCAUGGAAAAUUUUAAUGAAACCGAAGAAGUCAAGUACAUUAUGUACUACGAUGCAAACAAUCUUUACGGUUGGGGUAUGGUACAACCACUCCCUUAUGGUGGAUUUGAGUGGGUUCAAGUUCCCGACAAUUUUGAUUUCAAUAUACCUGAUGAUUCUCCUUUUGGCUACGUUUUAGAAGUAGAUUUAUAUUACCCGAAAGAGUUACACGAUAGUCACAGCGAUUUACCAUUUUGCUCUGAACACUCAAAUCCACCAUCAGAAUCAAAACAAGCAAAGCUUUUGACUACAUUGAAGCCUAAGCGCAAGUACAUUAUUCAUUAUAGAGUUUUGAAACAGGUUCUUGCUAAUGGUCUUGAGUUGGUUAAAAUUCACAGAGUCAUGAAAUUUAAACAGUCGACAUGGCUUAAGCCAUAUAUUGAUUUCAAUGCCACAAUGAGAGCCAAUUCGAAAAAUGAAUUCGAAAAGAACCUGUUUAAACUCAUGAAUAACGCCGUUUACGCAAAAACUAUGGAGAAUGUACGCAAACAUGUUGAUGUAAAACUUGUUACUAAAUGGGGUGGUCGCUAUGGAGCUGAGGCUGUAAUAUCGAAACCAAAUUUUCACAGCCGUUCGAUUUUCUCUGAAAAUUUGGUUGCGAUUGAACUGAGAAAAACUGAGAUUUUGAUAAACAAACCGAUUUAUAUUGGUUUUUAA